Messenger RNA from Amoebophrya sp. A120, 4149 nucleotides. Lineage: Eukaryota; Dinophyceae; Syndiniales; Amoebophryaceae. The record is from the annotation of a GenBank genome assembly.
GCUUUUUGCCAUCACUUUUGCCAUGCCGGAAAGUGAUGGCCGAGGAGUUGAUCCCUGUUUUCGGGCGUGAAAACAGGGGCAGUCGAGCUUGUCGACGCUUUCUGUAUCAGAAUCGCACUGAAGUUGAUGCGCGGCUUUGUUCUGCUGCUCGCCAGGGCGUGCAGCGUAACAUUCUGCGCGACGGUAUGGCGUAGAGAUACAGGGGAAGCGUUGAAUCUGUUACACGAAGCUUCUAGACGAGACCUUCUAAGCACAUUCGUUUAGAAUUAUUUUAGUAGAGGCCUCCUAUAGAUUAUAUUUAUACGGAGGCCCGGACCAGAUUUUGUAUUAUUAUAAUUAUGCCAUAGGUGAAGGUGUAACGUGUACGACGUGAACUGCGAAUGCGUGCGCCGACCGGCGGUCCCAAUCGCAAUCACAAAGUAGUCCGCCAAGCUGCACUUUCACCAGCCGAGCAGAUUCUCUAGCUGCUCCUGCCGUGCCUGCUACUGGUGACGAGCCGAAUACGGAACUUCAAAAGUCGGUGAAUGGACGACUUUUCCCCUCCCGGAGUGUCUUCUUCUACUUCGACUUCUUCAACACAACACCAACAAAAAAAUGCAGCUAGACGUCACAAUUCGAAGUCCAAACUCCGAAACUCGGCGGCCACGGCAAGUCCAUCAGGAACAAAUCAUAACCCAUUUAACACCUCCUUCACCUUCGACGACGAUGUCGAUGAUUUCGACGUGAUCUCGACCGGUCUCUUAGCCAGGACGGUAAGCUCACUUUCCACGACGAAUAGCAGUACCGGUGCAGGAGCUUCCUCCUCAUUCUCUCGUUUUAAAAAUAACCGGCCUAGAGACACCUACAGCAUGAGCAACAACUCUAGCACAACCUCUCAGCAGCCGCACGGCGGCAUGGGCAUGGGGUUGAACCUUGGCGGCGGUAGUUCCGCUUCCUCAUCUUCCCCCUACAUCGCAACCACAACAGACCCCAACGUCCUCCACGGCGCGUCCACCCCGACCAAUGGCAUGCUAUCGUACGAAAAAAGUGUUUCACUGUAAGGAUUUUGCAGGUUUUGCAUCACAAGUUUGUUUGUUCUACAUGGCAGAGAAAAUUUGCCAUGCAGCGCUCCGAAGGGAAAACACAGCACAAAGCCACUGUCUUGCAUGUGUAGCAAGACAAACACCUGUGAGAUACAUUUUCUGCAUCACAAGUUCACAGGGAAGCAGUUUUUUCUUGCGAUACAUGCUGUCGAUGCUGCAGUAUUCCGAUGACAGCCACACGCAGAGCCAGUAUCGAAUGCAAAAGUGUCUGGGUCUGGAAGAUUCUGAGACUUGUCAUGCAUGUUUUGCAUUGCCCAGGAUUGUGUGUGAUGCAGGCCCUACCAUCACACACUUUUAGAAGCCUUCCUGAUGCCUACUUCGCAUGACAAACGCCCUCGUCCCGUGUAGCACAAACUAGACUCCUCUUGCUGGUCCUCAUGCAAUACUUUUUUUUUUAGAGUCCAAAGUUAGCAUCACAAGUUCCAACCAACCUUCCAGACCCAGACACUUUUGCAUUUGAUAGCCAGAUGAGCCGGCUGAUGCAAACCACGCCGGUUGAUGACUACAGAAGUCCGGGAGGUGGGGGACCACUACAACUAGCAAAUGACGACGAUUCCCCCGACGACUCCGUUUACCGCAGAAACCCGAAGUACAUGCGGUUUUCCGCGGGGUUGCUGACCCUCUCCGUCGUUCUCCUUUCUGCGGAUCAGAACCUCGCCAGCCCGCACUUGUCCGACAUUGCGGACGAUUUUUUCCGGGAAACGUGCCAAGCGGAAUUUCCGGACGACACAAUAUGGAUUGCAAAAGGAGCAUCGUACUAGUAGAGGUAAUCGCAUUACGAAUUAGCUCAGCAUGGCAAAUGGAAUUUGUCAUGCUGUUUCACCUUGGGGCAAAGAUUUGUAAUGCAUGACUGCGAUUACUACGAGUACGAGUGCGAUAUUCUUGCACAGGAUACACAAAACAGCAGGACAGUUGCGUGGACCACCGGAAAUUGCAGCAACUGGGUGGUGAGGCGCAAUUUGGGUUCUUCAUCCUCGGCGGGCUGGCAACCUUGCUCAUCGGCCCCAUGGCCGACGUGUACCCGCGAGUGCGAUUACUGGUGCUGGUCAUUUGGGUAGGCUCUUUACCGUGCCUGUUGACCAUCUUCAUUCCCAACGGGCUGUUUGGCUUCUACUGUUUCAUGACGCAGAGGAUUUUGACGGGGAUCAGUGUAUAGAUUGAUUGGUAUUGGUUUAAAAGAUACUUUGCCUACUUAGCCUUCACGUCAUUAGGUGCAACAAGCUACCCAGGAGUAGGAACAGCUGCUGUUUCAUUUCUCCUGUAGUUGUAAUCAUACAUUAGCAUGAUCUACGCUUUCACAGGUCGGCGGUUCCUACCCUAUCAUCUACUCUGUCCUCGCCGACAUUUUCCCGCCCUCCUGGAAAGCCUUCAUCGGCACCCUCGUCGCCUCCGGAACCGCCGCGGGGAUUGGCAUCGGCACCUUCCUUUCCGGCAUCAUCGGGACGCAAACUGGGUGGCGCUUCGUCUUCUUUCUCAUCGCGUUGCCGUCUUUGGUGAUCUCGGUCUUCGCAGUUUUGUCGGUGAUAGAGCCGAAACGGGAAAGACCCAGACUCUCCCGAAGCGCAUCGAAGCAGCGAUCUAGGUCGUCGGAGAUUGUGGGAGAUGACAUGGGCGCCGGAGGUGGUACUUCUAAUCGACAGCACAGUGCAGGAACAUCAAAUGGCGCGCAUCAAUACCCGAACUCCGGCAGUAAUACGGACAUUGAAAACGCUUUCCCCGGCGAGAUGGAUAAUCUGGACCACUCCCCCAUCAUGUCCGGGCGCCAUCAGCACAACCAUACAGCAGGAACAACAUCUCCCAGCAACGCAGCAGCGGGACUAAAUCAUGCAAUAGUUCCACCCUCCACCCCUUCCUCCCAGCAACGCCAAGCGAACAAGCUGAAAGAAGAAUGGAAGAAGCUGGAGUUGCACAAGCGACUCUACCGAGGCGUAACGAAUAACCCCACGACAAGCCUGUGCCUGCUCCAGUCCAUCCCCGGGUGCGUGCCCUGGGCGACGGUACAGGUGUACGUGUUGGAUUACAUGCACCACGAUUUGAACUACCCACUAAAAUCAGCCACCUACGUGAUCGGGAUCUUCAUGGUGUUAUCCUGUGCAAAAGUAUCGUACUCGUAGCAAUCGCAGUCAUGCAUUUACAAAACUCCAUCCCAAGGCAAAAAAGCAUGACAAAUUCCAUUUGUCAUGCUGAGCCAAUUUGUAAUGCGAUUACAACUAGUACCGUACGAUACUUUUGCAAUGCAUAGGCGUCUGGCAUGGUCCUGGUCAUUCUCUCGUCCUGGCUCGCGAACUACUUCUCGAAAUUCAACCCGAGGAACCUCGCUUUGCUUUCCUCCGUUCCAGCGGUCAUCGUCUGGUUUUGCCUCCGCGGAAUCCUGUUUCUAGUUUCCUUAACCGAUCGGAAACAGAACGGAGAAACAUCUAGUAAUAACGCCGCCUACACGACCACGCAGUUGUUAAUCUACGUUCUCGCAAUUUUCGCGGGUUUCGGUGCGAUCACAGGGCCGACGGUGAAAGGUUUACUGCUAAACUGCAACGGCAGCCAGAUCCGGGGCACGGUGUGCGGCUUGGUGACGUUGACGGACGACUUGGGCAAGGGGUUUGCGCCCAUCAUUGUUGCCCACUACAUGCAGGUUCUCGGGAAGGACGUCGCGAUCGGGAGGGCGUUGGACUGCUUCUUGCUGUGUGCGUUUGUGAACUUCCUGACGUACUUCACGAUAAGAGACGACUUCAUCCACUUUGAUAGCAGUUCUGCGGCGGGUGGCUCGAAAAGUCUCGAUCCAGGAGGGUUUGAGAACAGAACGUCCUUAGCGGAUGUCGUAUCCCCGGCCGGCGGUGUUAAUAUGGACCAUGACUACAGCAGUAGUUACGCCACGGCAGGGUCAACAUCCACUUCCGCUGGUAAAAAUAUAAUUACCCAGCAACAACACUACACGACGACCUCCUCGUCCAAGAUCAAUCACACCUAUGGGAGCCCCAUCCGGGAUUGAUUUUGCUUUCCAUCCGAUUGGAAACUAAAGCAGCUAGUAGCGACAAAAAAAUUUGCAGAACUUCGAAAAAUCAAACUGAAU